AUGGCUUUCCCCCGAGCACUACUUCUCUCUGCCCUCCUGGGCUCAGCUGCCCUGACCACCGCAGCUCCAGUCGCCUCUACUUGCCAGCCAGAGCUCAGGCAGUGGGGCCAACUCACUUUUAACGACACCGCUCUGAGUCUUGGCGAUGACGGCGACUUUGUCAUCGGAGGAGCCAAUCCAAUCAACUUUGCAGUGGCUAUCUGCUCAUACGACAACUAUGGCAAGUACGAGGUACAGGGCCAGGGAUACUUGGUUAAUGCUACCGACGCGACGCAAUGCCUGACCGCGAGCGCGCUCGAUGAGGAGAACGCAAGUUUUUCAUUCCAGCCAUGCACCUACAAUGGUGGAGACAUUUCAGCCACGCAGGCAUUUGCGUAUUACAGCGACUACGACGGAGGCAAUACCUUGCCCGGCUACUUCAACGGAGAGAACAGUAAGGCGGUCAACAGUACCCAGCCACCGCUCUACACUCUCAAGUCCCAGUACAACAGGCUCACUUUCGACGGUACUCUGGGCAAGUUGUUGGUAGACUACACACCCAACCUCACCACGGUUCCGGCGACGUCGCUGGCUUUGCCGCUAGGCAACCUUCCGGUCACUGCACCGGCGCCGACCGAUGAUCCAGCUCUGAACUGCGCCUCUCACCUGAUUGGUCAGCUCAACUUCAACAAUCAGACGUCGAGCUCCAACCAGUACAACGGGCCGUUGAACGCGCGUUGGGAGGCAGAUGCGAGUACCUCGGACAAGUUCGUAUUUGAACAGUGCGACUACUCGCCUGCGGGCAUCAAGGCUGAAGGCGACGUCGUCUACGGUCGUCUCCGCCCGAGUACCGAGCUUCUGCACAGCAAGUUCCAGUGCUACGCAUUGGAGGGUGCAGGGUUAGGACCCUGGAUCAUGGGUCUGCAGCUGCAGACGUGCGGCUACGCGACCGCCGAUGCCCAAGAAGCCGCCACGUCCAACCUCGACGUUAUCCAGUACAACACAUCGGACAACUCGAUUCACUGGGUCACAUUCCUUAACGGCACUCAGGUCAGCGAGUACUCGGCUUACACUCAGCUCGACUACGACUCCGAGUACGGCGUUACCCAGCACGUCUGGGACGAGUUGGGAAUCGGCUACAUCCAGCUCUCGCCAGACAACGCCAACUUGACCAAGUACCCGCCUGGAAAAGUGAGCUUCGUCCCCGAGCAUCGUUCCAGUUGA
Messenger RNA from Sporisorium graminicola, 1203 nucleotides. RefSeq lists its product as uncharacterized. The record is from RefSeq and is a predicted model, not a curated record. The transcript has a single exon. Lineage: Eukaryota; Fungi; Basidiomycota; Ustilaginomycetes; Ustilaginales; Ustilaginaceae. The coding region runs from base 1 to 1203 and encodes 400 amino acids.